This is a messenger RNA of Hyposmocoma kahamanoa, 1437 nucleotides long. Its product is annotated as alcohol dehydrogenase [NADP(+)]-like. Bases 246 to 1334 code for a protein of 362 amino acids. Gene Ontology annotation, cellular component: cytosol. The transcript is spliced from 6 exons. The record is from RefSeq and is a predicted model, not a curated record. NCBI's taxonomy places the organism in Eukaryota, Metazoa, Arthropoda, Insecta, Lepidoptera, Cosmopterigidae. Gene Ontology annotation, molecular function: aldose reductase (NADPH) activity.
GAAGAGCCGCGAAAUUUGAAUAUGUAGUAUUACGUCACAAAAAAUCAAUAUUUUGUUGAGUUAAAGAUUUUGCCGAUUUAUGUGUAUUUUGUGAAGAGUACAUAGUCUUUGUUUUUUACCGGGAGUUUAUUAUAACUUUCAUGCUUGCAAGCGUAUGCGUUUAAUAGUUUUGUUUAAGUAACUAAACGUUUUUGGAUAGUCGCCAAACAUUAAAUAUUUGACAGAUUUAAUUUCAAUUGCGAUUUAUGAACCUUGGGAUACGUGUGCAGUUACUUUCCAGGGCUCAGAUUAGGUGUUAUCAUAGAAUCUGUAGAAUAAUGAAGCACGUGUCACUUUCUCAGACGAACGAUUUGAUGCCUACAUUAGGUUUGGGGACCUGGCAGGCUCCCCCCGAUGUAAUAGAAUCGACGGUUUACAAUGCUCUUAACCUGGGGUAUAGACAUAUAGACACAGCAUUCAACUACAACAACGAAGAGGCUAUUGGAACUGCUAUAAAAAAAUGGAUAUCUGAUGGAAAAGGAACGCGAAAAGAUUUAUUUGUAACCACCAAGCUACCGCACGUAGGCAACCGCGCGGAGGAUGUAGAUAAAUUUCUGACUCUUCAACUCAAGCGCCUGCAAUUGGAUUAUGUAGAUUUGUACCUCAUUCACGUGCCGUUUGCUUUUCAUUGCGACGAUCAGACGCUCACGCCAAAAGUAAAGUCAACUGGUGAAUAUGAGUUGGAUACCGAAACAAACCACAUUAUGAUAUGGAAGAAACUGGAAGAAUGCCAGGAAAAGGGAUUGAUCCGUAACAUAGGCCUAUCAAACUUCAAUGAGAAACAAAUUACAAAAAUUAUGCAGAGCUGCAAUUUUAAGCCUCAGGUGUUGCAGGUGGAACUUCAUGCUUACUUCCAACAGCAGGACCUUCGUAAAUUCUGUUCAGAUUACGAGAUUGUUGUGACAGCAUAUGCACCUCUUGGCAGUCCAGGUGCUAAGGAUCAUUUUGUAAACAAAUAUAAUUACAACCCUGACACCUUCCCAGAUUUACUAGGACAUAAAGACGUGAAAGAGAUAGCAGAGAAACACGGAAAGACGCCAGCACAAGUGCUUCUGAACUUCUUAGUUGCUCAAAGAGUUGUCGUAAUCCCGAAAAGUACUAGUGUAAAUAGACUCAAGGAAAACAUGUCGAUAUACGACUUUGAGUUAAGUUCGUCGGAAGUAAAUCGUCUGAAAAAGUUGGAUAAAGGAGAAGAUGGGCGUAUCUUCAACUUUUUGUUUUGGAAAGGAGUAGAGAACCAUCCUGAAUAUCCCUUCAAGAUACAAAAGGUAGAAGUUGAACAAGUUAAGCAAUAAAUAAAUUCUCGACAUACACAUACUAGUCAAACUCUACGUCUUGUAUUAUUUUACAAGACGAGACCAAAGAUAUUAAUUUAUUUGCUUGUAAUUUUAUUUAUUU